This is a messenger RNA of Cladocopium goreaui, 2586 nucleotides long. NCBI's taxonomy places the organism in Eukaryota, Dinophyceae, Suessiales, Symbiodiniaceae. The record is from the annotation of a GenBank genome assembly.
AUGGAGAUGUUUGUGGCUCGUCCUUUGCAUUCCUUGAGCCUGAUAUGGACUCCCAAAAGCCUCUGUGUGCUGAGCAAAUGCCUCGACAUCGAUCAGCACCUCCAAAGCUUCUCAUCGCCGCCCGGAGCGUUUGGCCCGGGCCUGGAGGCUUUGGAUCUCAUGGACAUUUUGGCGAUGGGUGAGGACCUGUUAUCGCAAGAGCCCAGUGUGUUGGAGUUGAGGGGUUCCAUCACCCUUUGCGGUGCCAUUCUGGGCGACCUGCAGCACUUGCAGAAUCUUCGCCACGUCAUCACAGCGCAGCCCGGGACGGGGCUGCUGUUCCUGGGAAUUACUUGGCGGAGAAGGCGGAAAACGAAGUGGAGGCAGGAAGAUAAGAGGGAGGUUCGGCCCUUGUGCGGGGAUGUGGUGCUUGGUUCGUAUGACCUGCUAGGUAUCCAGACCGCAUUUGGCUACUGCGCGGCGCAGGAGUUUGGCAACAGCUCUCACUUUCGCACCGAGUGCAUCAGGCGCUACGACCUGAAGGUGGCCCUGCGUUUCCUCCGCAUCUUGGAAUGGCUUCCACUGGCCGCGGUGGUGGGGUCGGCGCACCUGUGCUGCUUGGGAGGCAUCAGACCCCUUGGGGGUUUGAACCUCAAAGAGAUUCAGAAGCUCGGUGAUCAGAAUGCAGCUGCCAUGUCGAUGUUUUUCAGGGCUUAUGACCGAUGCCUGGGCGGCGUUGCACCCAGCGUCUACGGCCACGGCCAUGGUGGCCACGGCGGCCACGGUGGCGGCCACGGUGGCGUGGCAUCGCCGAGCCCGGCGAUGCGGAUGAGCCCGUCGGCUUCGAGUCACCCGGAGGAGAGGCUGUUGAAGCCAUGGAUGCAGUUCGUGUCAUUGUUGAGCGCGCUCACUGCUGCCAUCAUCAGUCUUUGGUCCUUACGUGACCCCGGCGCUUGUGUUUCCUUUACAGAGAAGCAGGCCUAUGCACCAAAGCAGUGCAAGGCCCUGCAAGGCUAUGCGGAUGCCAAUACACAUUUGCUGGGCUUCUGCUACAUGAACUGCGGAGACACUGAAGUUCGCAUCUAUGCAUGGUCACUACUCUUUGGAAUGUUGCUUCAGUCCCUGACGGUGCUCCCUUCCCAUUGCAACUGCGGCAUGUUUCUCCGUGUCACCUGGCGAGUGGACUUUACCGGAGACCUGGCCGAGCUGGAGGAGUUGACGAACCAACGGAGUGGCGGCUGGUUGUGGCGUCGCAUUCAAGCCUGGACCGGGGAGCAACGAGGCAACCUGUUCGAUUGGCUCGAGAAGUUGCUACAGAAACAGUCCAAGAUGUUGCCUCUGCACAUGGCGGCCAUUCACAAACUGUCGAUGUUUUGGUUACUGAUCGCUUUAUUGGAACUGCUGCUUCAUGCAGCUUCCAGCGUUCAGCUGUAUCAAGGUUCUGUAUCCUUUCAAUGCCCAUCGAUUGAGGAGCAAACCUUAGAGAUCCAGGCUGAUGUAAAAUAUGGAGCCGUGGAGGUUUCAGGUCAGCUGCUGACCAUCCUCCUCCUCUUCUUGUCCAUUUUCCUCAGUUCCCGGGCCCAGUGGCGCAUCUGCCUGGAGGUCACGGCCGGGGAGCUGCGGCAGCUCCUGGGGCCCCAGGGCGGCCGUGACGGCGGCGUCGUGGUGCCCAAGACGCGGCACCCGGUGCUGAGCCGCGUCUUCGGCAAGGAACUCACGGAGCUGCGCGGCCCGCGGUGCAUCAACGAGAUCUCCCUUGGAGCGAGCGGUGGUUUGUUCGACGUGGAAGCGCAGCUCCUUCUCUUAGGCUCCUGUGGGCGUCACAAUGGCAGCGGCAUCCCCUGUCUCCUGGGAGCCUUCUGCCUUGUGAUCCUCAUCUUGGCACAGCUAGUGAUCUUGGCCGCCGGGGUCACCGUCAGUGAAAAGCUGCAGGAUGAUGAUCAGAUGGCCAUCACUUUGGUGGAUUUCCGGGAGUACCAGGAGAAUUUGAUCCACAACCUCUAUGCUGGUCAGAAGGUUCGCAGCCAUGUUUGGCUCCGUCCCUAUGGCGAAGCAUGGCAGGUGGCCAACUUUUCUGAAGCUGGAGGGCUGCGGAGCAAGUGGCGCCGCAGUCAGUCGGUGGUCAGCGGGGUGCGAAUUGUGGAAACUCCUGACGAGCAGUGGGAUCAGGUGCAUUCGAGAGGUUUGCCUACAGAUGAGGGUCCUUCAACUGUUUAUGUGGAGUUCGACACUCCUGACGAUGAGACCGAGAUUUCCAAAGACGUCGCCAAAGUGCGACAGAUGGUGCCCGUGGACUUCCUCCCUGGUGCGUUCUUUUGUUCCGUGAGCGUUGGUCGGCAAGAUGCUUGGAACAAUCUUUCCAUGAUGGCGUCGUGCUCUGCCCUGGCAUUGGUGGUUUUUGAUCUCACCUUCCACUUGCAAUACAGCAUCCAAGAUUGUGAAGAUAUCCUCAGUGGCCGCUGUUUGGAACUGGAACCGCGUGAUCAGAGAAGGGUGGCUUCGGCCAUCGGGGUGUACCUGGCCUUGCUGGGAGGUGUUUGCAUCAUCCUGGUGAUUGGCUUCCUGAUACCACUGCGCAGAGAGAAGCUAUGCCAAUCCUUUGGGUGA